Necator americanus (New World hookworm) is the source of this 486-nucleotide messenger RNA. RefSeq lists its product as uncharacterized. Gene Ontology annotation, biological process: double-strand break repair via nonhomologous end joining; replication fork processing; mitotic DNA integrity checkpoint signaling. Lineage: Eukaryota; Metazoa; Nematoda; Chromadorea; Rhabditida; Ancylostomatidae. Gene Ontology annotation, cellular component: condensed chromosome; nucleus; site of double-strand break. Bases 1 to 486 code for a protein of 161 amino acids. The record is from RefSeq and is a predicted model, not a curated record. The transcript has a single exon. Gene Ontology annotation, molecular function: histone H3K36 methyltransferase activity; histone H3K4 methyltransferase activity; single-stranded DNA binding.
AUGGCCGAACAUUCCACCCACCUUCGUCACAUACUGCUUUACGAGUUCGAAUCUGGCCACCCCGCUGCUGAAGCCCAUCGAAACCUAAAUCAAGUAUUCGGCAUUGAACCCCCUUCUGAGCGGUCUGUGCGCGCCUGGUUCCAGCGCUUCAAAGCCGGAAACAAGAAACUCGAAGAUGAGCCUCGCUCUGGUAUCGUUCGACGAAUCGAUUCGAAUUUAUCAAUAUCGUUCGACGAAUUGAAGAAUCUGGCGGAGCGGCAUCCAUAUGAAGGUGUGCGGUAUUUUGCUGCCAGUCUUGGCUAUUCGCUGUCCACCGUGAGCAAUGAUGUGCGAUCUCUCGGAUUGGUGAAAAAGCUCGGUCAGUGGCUCCCACAUGCAUUGAGCGACGGCAACAGCCAAAGACGCCUGGACAUCUGCACUCAGCUGCUCUCCAGACGCCGCAGAUUCGACUGGCUGGACACCAUUGUCACUGGAGAUGAAAAAUAG